Molecule: messenger RNA, 1917 nt
Organism: Erpetoichthys calabaricus (reedfish)
Lineage: Eukaryota; Metazoa; Chordata; Cladistia; Polypteriformes; Polypteridae
Product: zinc finger protein OZF-like
Exons: 2
Coding region: 189-1706 (505 amino acids)
Biological process (GO): negative regulation of transcription by RNA polymerase II
Molecular function (GO): DNA-binding transcription repressor activity, RNA polymerase II-specific
Source: RefSeq, a predicted model, not a curated record
GCGGGCUUUAGUGUCGUGAUUGACUGCCGGAAGUCUCCAUUGAUUGAUUCCCAAAGACACGCUGCUCGCACAAAGAGCACCGGAGUUCACUCGAGAGCUUCUUAGACAGCAUAGACAACACUUUCUAACGUUUCUAAUGCGUGACUUUGCGGAGUGCAAGUCUACGCUUUGUGGAAUUUCAACGCGAAAUGUCUGAAAUGGAACAGGCAAUCGAAAGUGGUACACUGCAGCUGGAAAUCUCCCCGGGUGAAGUGCAGCGGUUACAUGGAAAUGCAGACCCCGGAGAUGACGGGAUCCACGCACGACUCUACCCGGGCAAUCAGGAGACGCUGAUCUACGCGAGGCGACCGCUUGAUAACUGCAUAACCUCAGACGAUGUCCAGCCGUGCUCGGUAGGCACCUGCGGGGAACCGGUAUCGGGAAAUGGACAACCAGCUGAAGCCGAAAUGGAAGAAGAGGAGUCCGGAACAGAGGACGAUGAGGGACAAGGGCCAGUGGACGAUGAACCAGAUCAGUGCAUUGUUGAAAGGAAACUUCCAAUUAUAACAAGUGUCUUCAGUCAGAAUUCCUCUGCACAUCUCCAGGCACCUACAGAGUUAAUUGACUGUGAAAUCGAAAAUCGAAUUCCUUCGCUGGCCCAUGUCCACAGUGGUGGGUGGGAUGAAAAUGUAGACACAAUCAUCGUUGUUUCUGAUGAUGAUGAUGAUGGGGAGCCACAGCCUAUUAAGCUGGAGAAUUCUGACGGUAGCUUGGAGGAUGUUUCCUGUGUGCACAUCUCUUCAGAUGUUAAGAAGCAACAUUCUGCUGCUUUUUCAGUAGUAGAAAAAGAUGUACUUGGCAACCAGGAUCAAAUGGUAUCCAUGGAAGGCUUGCAGGGAUCUGGGAGCAUUGUAAAUAAGAAGCCGCUCUACAGUGUAAUGCAUAUUCGAAAUAAGCUGCUUGCUUCUUCAGAGAGUGGAAAAGUGUUUAGUUCGAGAAACCACUUCGAAAAUAAUGAAGGAGUGUUUACUGGACAAAUAAGAUACAUAUGCAUGGAAUGCGGAAAGAGCUUCGGUCGAUCAGAUUUUCUUCGAGCACAUGAAAGAAUUCAUAGAGGGGAGAAACCGUUUUCGUGUGCAGAAUGUGGGAAGACCUAUAGCCGGUUAGAGCACCUAAAGACACACCAGAGGAUCCACACAGGAGAAAAACCAUACUGUUGUUCCGAAUGUGGCAAGACGUUUAUCCGCUCGGAUUCCCUUACAACGCACCAGAGGAUUCAUACCGGCGAGAAGCCAUACUGUUGCGCUGUAUGCGGGAAAACGUUCAAUCAGUCGAUCACACUUAAAACGCACUUGAGAAUUCACACUGGGGAAAAACCGUACAGCUGUACCGAUUGUACAAAGACGUUCAAUAACUUGGCAGGCUUUAAGAAGCAUCAACGAGUUCACACGGGAGAGAAGCCGUACAGUUGUAUUGUAUGUGGGAAGACCUUCAGUCAGUCGGUCAGCCUUAAAACACACCAGAGGAUUCACACUGGGGAAAAGCCCUACAGUUGCACGGAUUGUACAAAAACCUUUAAUAACUUGGCAGGCUUUAAAAAACACCAACGUGUUCACACCGGAGAGAAGCCAUACAGUUGCACCGAGUGUGGUAGAAAUUUCAGCCAGUCUGUCAGUCUUAAAGUGCACCAGAAGGUUCAUGCAGGAGGAAAGGAGAAGAAAAUGUGAAUGAGUGGUGUAUGCCCUUUUCACAAGGACUUUAAUAUAGUAUUAAAGAAAAAUAUUCUAACUAUAAUGAUAAAAAAACUAGGAAAAAUAGUAAAAAUGGAUAAUAUACACAAAGUAAGAUGAGCAAAUUGGGUCAAUCAGUGUCAGUCAUAUAUUGGUAAUGACUUUAGAACUGCGGAAUAAAGCAAUCCUGAUUAGGAAAAGUUGUACA